GUUAGAACCUUGAACUAUCAACGAAGCUUCAAUCGUUCGCCUCAACUUCUAACUUAUUCAUCAUCCAUCCAUCCGCUUACUCUCAACCUAACUUCAUCGUCCACCCUCCGCCAACUUAUGGAAAUUUACGUUUUUUAUCUAACUUGUUAUUCCUAAUUGCCCAUCAGCCAUAAAGCUCAUCGCCUAUUACCUCAUCCAAUUCUUAACCCGGCCUGGGCAAGUAGCUUGUCAAAAUGGGUCAAAACCAAUCUGGAAUGGGCGAUGGCCGAGAAGGCCGAGACGAAAAGGAUAAGAAGAAGGAUAAACCAAAGUACGAGCCACCACCUCGUCCAACGACCCGUAUCGGGCGCAAGAAAAGAAAGGCUGCUGGCUCUUCUGCUGCAGCUAAGCUCCCUGCCGUCUACCCAACUAGUCGAUGCAAGCUUCGCCUGCUCCGAAUGCAGCGCAUUCACGAUCACUUACUUCUCGAGGAGGAAUUUGUUGAGAACCAGGAGCGCUUAAGAAAAGCAAAGGCCGCAAAGGAUAACACUGGCCCCGCCCCCGAUCUUGAUGCUCCCGACCGGAUGGCCGAUGAACGCGGACGGGUCGAUGACACGCGCGGCAGCCCGAUGGGUGUCGGCACACUCGAGGAGAUGAUUGAUGAUGACCACGCUAUCGUUUCCAGUACUACUGGCCCCGAAUACUAUGUCAGCAUCAUGAGUUUUGUUGACAAAGACUUACUCGAGCCCGGUGCUUCUGUCUUGCUACACCACAAGAGCGUUUCAAUCGUUGGUGUGCUCACGGAUGAUACAGACCCGGCUGUCAAUGUCAUGAAGCUUGAUAAAGCACCAACCGAGUCUUACGCCGAUAUUGGCGGAUUGGAGCAGCAGAUCCAGGAAGUAAGGGAAUCGGUUGAGCUACCACUUCUGCAUCCCGAGCUGUAUGAAGAGAUGGGUAUCAAGCCUCCCAAGGGUGUCAUCCUCUACGGUGCCCCGGGAACUGGAAAGACAUUGCUGGCAAAGGCUGUCGCCAACCAGACUUCGGCCACCUUCUUGCGUAUCGUCGGAAGCGAACUAAUACAGAAGUAUCUGGGCGAUGGCCCGCGACUUGUCAGGCAGCUUUUCCAGGUCGCAGCCGAAAAUGCCCCUUCAAUUGUCUUUAUCGACGAGAUUGAUGCGAUUGGUACGAAACGUUACGAUUCGACAUCCGGAGGCGAGCGUGAGGUUCAACGAACCAUGCUGGAGCUGCUCAAUCAGCUCGACGGUUUUGACGACCGUGGUGACGUCAAGGUGAUUAUGGCAACUAACAAGAUCGAGACGCUCGACCCCGCGUUGAUCCGACCUGGACGAAUCGAUCGAAAGAUCCUCUUCGAAAAUCCUGAUCAGAACACAAAGCGCAAGAUCUUCAACCUUCACACCAGCAAGAUGAGCCUGAACGAGGAUGUCGACCUCGAUGAGUUUAUUAGCCAAAAGGAUGACCUCUCCGGAGCCGACAUCAAAGCGAUUUGCUCUGAAGCCGGUUUGAUGGCUCUACGUGAACGUCGUAUGCGUGUACAGAUGGCAGACUUCAGGGCAGCGAGAGAAAGAGUUCUUCGUACGAAGCAAGAAGGAGAGCCUGAGGGUCUGUACUUGUAGUGUAUUGCGUGUAUUCUAGGGUCGUUGAGGGCUAGGAGUCGACCACGGCGAAUAUUCGUGCUCGAGAUCGGAAUAGAUGAAAAUAGGGGUCCCUGGGACUUUAUUUACACAUUAUAGUUUCCCUGCUGGACAAGUGCAUCUCCCUGAGAAUACCUUGACCUCUUUAUUUUCCGAUUAUCUACCUAGGUACUUACCUAUUAUUGUGUCCUAAAGGCUGUGAUCAUACCAACUAGGUGUCGUUCUAGAACUACAUUAAUACGAGAGGUAACCUCUAGACGGAGCUAGGAAGUCACCUACAUAGCGC
Annulohypoxylon maeteangense is the source of this 1917-nucleotide messenger RNA. Its product is annotated as 26S proteasome subunit P45. The coding region runs from base 234 to 1613 and encodes 459 amino acids. Gene Ontology annotation, biological process: proteasome-mediated ubiquitin-dependent protein catabolic process. The record is from RefSeq and is a predicted model, not a curated record. NCBI's taxonomy places the organism in Eukaryota, Fungi, Ascomycota, Sordariomycetes, Xylariales, Hypoxylaceae. Gene Ontology annotation, molecular function: proteasome-activating activity; ATP binding; ATP hydrolysis activity. Gene Ontology annotation, cellular component: proteasome regulatory particle, base subcomplex. The transcript has 4 exons.